Perca fluviatilis (European perch) is the source of this 1794-nucleotide messenger RNA. RefSeq lists its product as uncharacterized. Bases 1 to 1794 code for a protein of 597 amino acids. Gene Ontology annotation, biological process: proteolysis; DNA integration. The transcript has 4 exons. NCBI's taxonomy places the organism in Eukaryota, Metazoa, Chordata, Actinopteri, Perciformes, Percidae. The record is from RefSeq and is a predicted model, not a curated record. Gene Ontology annotation, molecular function: zinc ion binding; aspartic-type endopeptidase activity; nucleic acid binding.
AUGGCAAGAACAUGGCAGUGGCCAAAGGAGGAGUGGGCCUAUAGAUUAAUCCCCUGUUUGACCGGAAAAGCCCUGGAGGCCUACACAGCCAUGGAUGAAGAUCGUUCCAACUGCUACCCAGACCUGAGGGAGGCACUGCCUCUACGUACCGCUGGGGUGAGGCCUGAACGAAAGAAUAAGGACCAGUUAGGAGAGACCAUCAUUCUGGAGCAGCUCCUGCAGGUGUUUCCUCCAGACAUCAGGAUGUGGGUGAGGGAGCAUGAACCGGAAGAUGGUCUGACGGCAGCAAAAUUGGCCCUAAAGUUCCUGAAUGCUCGGAGGGGAGCCACAUCACGUCCAACACGAGGGGAUACCAGGGAGAACAUCGGCCAUCGAGACAACUUUGAAGGUAAUCGUGGGGUGAAUGUUAAGGGACAGACUGCUUAUUCAGCAAUUAAGACUUUAGUGUGCUAUCAUUGUCAACAGCAGGGACACAAGGCAUCUGUUUGCCCCCUGAAGAAACCAAAAGUGACUGGACUAUGUUAUGUGCCUAGAAAGAGUGACCAGAGUGAUCACCAGGACAAGGAAGGGGAAUCUAGAUCUGUUCCAGUUAAAAUUAAUGGCAAGCCUGUAACUGCUCUCCUUGACUCUGGAAGUUCUAUGUCAUUCAUAAGAAAAAGAUACGUGCCGUGUACUAUUGACUACAGUCAGCAGACAGAGGUGUUAUGUGUACAUGGUGACUGUAAGCCAGAGCCACAGGUAGAACUGAUAGUUGAGGUGGAUGGGCAAAAGUAUCUGAUGACAGUGGGGGUGGUGGAGAACUUACCAGUGGAGAUGCUUUUGGGGAGGGAUUUGCCUGUGUUAUAUGACCUCCUAAGCAAAGGUAACAGUCUUGCUAGAGCUAAUGAACCUCUGUCAGAACCAAAAAUGCAUGUCUCUUGUUUUGUCAUGACAAGGUCUCAGGCAAAAACCAAAGCUCUGUCUGGGCUACAGCCUCUGCCAGACUUAUGUGGUAGUCUGUGCAAGGCUGGAACCAAAGGGCCCAGAAAGACACGUCGGCAACGACGUUUAGAGAAACAUGCUGGUACACCUGUGACUUGUGAAAUGCCUGAAAGUGACUUAUCAGAUCUUAAGUGGGAGGUGCCAGAGAACGUCGCUGUGUUACAACAGUCUGAUCCUGUCUUAAGGUCUGUGUUUACCAAGGUUCUGAACUCUGCUAAUCACACGGCCCAAGUGGGUGGUGCAAUGUAUGUUCUGCACAAUGACAUCCUUUAUGAGGGGGAGGAGCCAGGUAGCAGGAGGUUAGUGGUACCAGGUAAAUGCAGAUCAUUAGUACUACACCUUGCACACACCAUUCCAUGGGCAGGACACUUAGCACACUAUAAGACAUAUCUCAGGUUGGCCUCUCGGUUCUUUUGGCCUUCAAUGUAUACUGAUGUGCAGACGUAUUGCAAAACAUGCCCAGAGUGUCAGAAAACCAGUGCUGUCCGCAUCCCGGAAGAGAUCUUGACCGACCAGGGAACCAACUUUACAUCCAACUUGAUGAAACGGCUGCAUAAGGAGUUGGGCAUUACUGCAAUCCGGACCUCUCCGUAUCAUCCUGAGACGGAUGGUUUGAGAAGUACCGCAGCGUCCACCGGAUUCUCACCAUUUGAGCUGCUUUAUGGAUGGCCAGUCCAGGGCCCCUUGGAUCUGCUGAAACAGAACUGGGAGGAGAAAGUGACUGAUAAAGCUGAUGAGGGGAAAGGUGUUGUGCAAUAUGUCCUCCAAAUGAGGGACCGGGUUGGAGCAGUACCGGAGGAGGCGCAGACAUAA